AUGGAUACUGGGGGAAGGUGGAAGGCAAAACGAAGAAGAUAUGAGAAAAAAACAACAACAGUUAAGAUCGAGGACGGUAAGGGUUGCUGUGCAGGAUGCCGGGACAAACUGUCGUCACUGCUGAAGAACUUCUACGUCCAAGUCCUGAUCAUCGUGGUCUUCCCGCUCGGCUUGUACCUAGUGGAUCUCCUGACUGAUAUCCUCCUAGCGGUUUCAUACUACAACAGCAGGGACUACACCUGGUUCGGACUGACUCUAGCCUUCAUCCUGCUACCGUCCAUCGUCAUGCAGGUGUGGACGUGGGUUUGUUUAGGAAAUGAAAACCAGGAGAUGGACAGGGUUAUCACCCGGGGGUGGUGGGUGCUGGUCCUGUGCGUGCUACAGUUGGGCGUGUUCGUGGACUACUGGGUCCUGUACCAGCGGUUUAAGAGAGGGUCUGACAUCGGGGACAGUAAGUACGCUUUCCUGCCGCAGAUUCACCUAGUGGAGACGAUGCUGGAAGCAGUGCCGCAGCUGUGUCUACAGCUCUACAUCACCAUCGUGCAGCACUACAGGAGCAAAGGAGAGGAGCCCGGCAUCGUCAACAUCUCUUUCAUCCACGACAACACCGGGACGGCCACUAGUAGUGCCCAGACGGGCGGUUCUCCAACUCCGCCCGUGAACCUUCAGAUGAUCUUCUCGGUUACGACCUCCCUGCUUGCCGCCGUGAAGGCCCUGAUGGUGUACGAGUACUACUACUGGAAGCGCGGCAAGAAGGGGACUCAGGUCGUCAGUAACGUGCUGUUCGCAGCGUGGAAGAUUGUGGAGGUGUGCUGCAGGGUGGCCACCAUCGCGCUAUUCAGCUCGCUCCUGAUGCCGUACAUCGCCCUGCCUAUUGCCCUGCACUGGGUCGUCAUGGCGGUAGUGGAAACCAAGGUGGGGAAGACGCAAGCCGCGGUACAGGGGGAGGAACAGCAGCUGAAGCUCCAGCCCGUUUGGGUCAGCAUUCUGGCCGUGGCGCCGAUCGACGUGGUGAGUUGGGUGACGUUCACCCGGCAGCACACCGUGGUACCUCUGGUGACCAACACCAUCCUGGUCACGGUGGAGAACUACACCAUGGUCACGCUGUGGUACGUGUUCAGCCCGUACCGCUGGUACGGUACCACGGCGCUGGCGGUACUGGCGACGGGGUACGCGGUGUCCGUGGUACUGAACGUGGUGUACCACGUCUACACGCUGCGGAAGCGGGCUGGGUCCUUACGCCGGGACAGGAUGACGCACUACAUCAAGACUCGCACCUCCAACUCUGGUGGUUACACCAAGACCACCACUAUAGAGUGGUCCAAGACGACGUACACCAAGAUGUUGGACAUGGUUAUACAGCACUGGUAACGCACUUGGGCACACAUAUAACUAUCGCAGAGUGGAACUCACUGUCACCAAGUACAGUAGAGGCAUUGUCAUUAGAUAGCUUUAAACAA
Molecule: messenger RNA, 1460 nt
Organism: Branchiostoma belcheri (Belcher's lancelet)
Lineage: Eukaryota; Metazoa; Chordata; Leptocardii; Amphioxiformes; Branchiostomatidae
Product: XK-related protein 6-like
Exons: 3
Coding region: 1-1371 (456 amino acids)
Biological process (GO): apoptotic process involved in development; phosphatidylserine exposure on apoptotic cell surface; engulfment of apoptotic cell
Cellular component (GO): plasma membrane
Source: RefSeq, a predicted model, not a curated record